Molecule: messenger RNA, 1239 nt
Organism: Aspergillus fischeri NRRL 181
Lineage: Eukaryota; Fungi; Ascomycota; Eurotiomycetes; Eurotiales; Aspergillaceae
Product: C-3 sterol dehydrogenase/C-4 decarboxylase
Exons: 2
Coding region: 1-1239 (412 amino acids)
Biological process (GO): steroid biosynthetic process
Molecular function (GO): 3-beta-hydroxy-Delta5-steroid dehydrogenase (NAD+) activity
Source: RefSeq, a predicted model, not a curated record
AUGCCUCAGAAGCGGCCUACUUUGGAGCUGGGCUCUGUUCUGGUGGUCGGAGGAUGCGGGUUUCUGGGGUGGCACAUUGUCGAUCAAUUGCUCAAUUUCCCUUCGGAGACCGAUGCCAGCGUUGCCCUCCCGAAACCAGAAGGAGACUCUCGAUUCGAUAAUCCUCGGUUGGCCGAUCGGUACCCUAGGUGCGUAGCGAAGGUCUCCGUUCUCGACCUGCGAACAGCCAACAAUCGCCUGCCCGGUGCACAGUACUACGACGGCGACAUCACGUCCGAAGAAUCCCUGCUGGCUAUCUUCCGCGAGGUCAAGCCGGACGUCGUCAUUCAUACGGCGACGGCGAACGUGUUGGAAGGAAAUAAGGAGCUGCUGCGCAAGGUCAAUGUCGAUGGAACCAAGACGUUACUGGAGGUCGCCGGCGGUGAUCGUGGUGACUGGGGUGGGAAGUGCAAGGCCUUUGUGUAUACGAGCUCGGCCUCCGUCCUGCACGACACACAGAGUGAUCUGAAAAAUGUGAACGAGGAUUGGCCGCUAAUUCGGGGCAAGUUGCAGCUGGAGUACUACUCCGAUACCAAGGCCGAAGCCGAAGAGAUAGUCUUGAAGUACAACCGUGCUUCUCCCUCAUCGAUGGUGACAUGUGCUCUGCGCCCCGCAGGCAUAUACGGCGAGAAGGACACCACAUUUACUUUCAAGGUUCUUGAGCACGCGGCCAAGGCAUCCCCGACCGUUUUGCGCAUGCAGCUCGGUGAUAAUAACAACUUGUUUGACUUCACAUACGUUGGCAAUGUCGCCUACUCUCAUCUGCUUGCCGCAUACCGUCUUCUUGCCACUCAGACGCGCUACGAGUCCGGGCAAGGCGGCCCCCUGGACCACGAGAAAGUAGACGGUGAAGCCUUCAACAUUACAAAUGACUCUCCCGUGUACUUCUGGGACAUUACUCGCGCUGCAUGGGCGCUGGCUGGGAAGGUUGUGGAGCCUAAUCAGGUGUGGCAGCUUUCUGAGGAUCUUCUGGGACCCGUUGGCGCCGUCUUAGAGACGGUAUUUGGUCUUAUUGGCAAGACUCCCCGUUUGACAAGGCGUAUUGUCCGGUACUCAUGCAUGACUCGCUACUACUCCUGCGAGAAGGCCAAGUACCGACUCGGGUACAGUCCAAUCGUCUCGGUCCCUGAGGGACUCUCCCGUGCAGUCGGAUAUGUGCUGGCACGCGAACAACUCGAGUCCGAAAAGAAGGGGCUGUGA